GUAUGGCCCCAUCAGUGUUUUCAAGAACUUCUCCUGGACCGUCCGACAGUCUGAAAGGUGGAUUGUGGUUGGCGGCAAUGGCACUGGCAAGACCACGCUGGUUGAUCUUAUCACUGGAGAGAAUGUACAGGGAUACCAGCAGAACAUUCACUUGUUUGGCAGGCAGAAGGGAAGCGGAGAAAGCAUCUGGGACAUCAAGAAACAGCUUGGUGUCAUCUCGAGUGAGCUUCACAUGGAGUACCUGAUAUUUUCGGACCCGCGAUUUUAUCGCAAAGUGACGGCUUGGGACGUUGUAUGUUCUGGGCUUUUCGAUAGUAUCGGCCUGUACGUCGAGCCUACCUCCGUACAGACAGCCGCUGUGCUUCAGUGGAUCGACAGACUCGGUCUGCAGGAGCUGGUGAUCGCCCCCAACUGCAACGAGGCUUUAGCAGCCCUGGAGCCCUUCUCUUCGAGCCCUUUAUUCUUCGAACUCUCCCAUGGGCAGCAGAAGCUGGUGCUGCUCUGCCGUGCAAUGGUGAAGGAACCUCGCUUGCUGCUGCUGGAUGAACCUACGCAUGGGCUGUCGGGCAGCAACCGCGGGAAGUUUUUGUCGCUGUUGCAGCGGCUAGCGCAAACCUCGGAUGUGGCGAUCAUCCUCGUCACCCACAGAGAGGAUGAGAUCGAGAUGCUUGGGUUUCCCAACGUACUACGUCUCCAAAAGGAGGGAAGGGAAUCCAGCUCGAGCAGCGCUGCUCUGUAG
Molecule: messenger RNA, 739 nt
Organism: Symbiodinium pilosum
Lineage: Eukaryota; Dinophyceae; Suessiales; Symbiodiniaceae
Source: the annotation of a GenBank genome assembly